Messenger RNA from Phoenix dactylifera (date palm), 1712 nucleotides. NCBI's taxonomy places the organism in Eukaryota, Viridiplantae, Streptophyta, Magnoliopsida, Arecales, Arecaceae. The record is from RefSeq and is a predicted model, not a curated record.
AUCCGGCCGAACCCACACAUCAUCAAAUCCUAGCUGAAUUGUUUCCAUUGGAUGCUAGAAAGCUACACAGCCUCAUUUGCUAGUUGAACUGAACCCGAUAUUCAUGAACCAAAUACCAAAUCAGCUCCUCAUCCAGAUAGCCUGUCUCCUCUCUCUGAUUUUGCAUUCAUAUCUUCCCAUAUCUGCUACCUGUCCUUUUGAUGAUGUGAUUGGUCACACAUGCUUCCUCAAGUUCCUCACAUUGCUACUACCUCAAGACUUUCUUGCUUAACUAGGUUGAAGAAUCUCAGUAAAUUAAAAAAAUAUAUAUCAUAAAUAUGAAUUGGAAUUACUAUGAAAAAGGAGUUUGAAAUUUCUAUCAUGAUCCAAACUUUUUGAGAAGGAAUGAUCACUAGGCUUACCAUAAGAAGCUUGCAAUUUGGAAGCUAUCUGUUCUACCCUUUCCCUAAAAAAAUAAAGACAAUAAAGAAUUUUUGAGGAAAAUUGAUAUGGUCACCAAGGAAGAUUACCAAAUAGUCAAAACCAGAAGGAAAUUUAAGUUUCUUAGGUAGCAACAUGGAAAUUUUGGCGAUGCUAUUUGGGGAGUUUGUACACUGCUUUAGACUGCUUUCUUCAAAUAAAAAUUGCGAGGAGCGCCAAGGCUAAAUGAUCCAACGGUAGAUUCGCACGAAGGAAGGUGAAUCCUUCUUUCGCGCGAAAGAUACAACCGUGCCCCUCGUAGCUGUUGCAACGGUCAUCUCCUGGGUGUCAAUAGCCGUUUUCUCCCUCAUCUUGGCAGGCUUUCCAUCUUUCUUUCCCCCUUCUCCUUCCUUCACUCUCUCAGCUACUUCUUGGAUUCUGCUUCAGAAUCAGGGUUAGAUAAAAUCAGUGAGAUCUCCACUCUCUCUCUCUCUCUCUCGUACCUAGAAUCUAUGGAGUCACCCAAGGAGAAGAUCGAAGGAGAUGGAAGGAAGGCCCUGAGUCAUUUCAAGAAAAGGGAAGUCAUCCAUCCUCCAGACAAACCCCUCAGAGUGUGGAUUGUUUCGAAGCCGCAACCUGAUGACGGGGAGCACAUCGGCACAGAAGAUUCUCGGAAGUCCGAAGCAGAGAUAUUGGUUGAUUUCAAUAAUGGGAUUGGGGCUCGGAGUGGUACUUAUAUUUCGAGGCGGUUAAGGGGUGUAGAUUUUUCUACUUCUGGAGAUGAUUCUGUGGAAGAAGUCAUUUAUGUGAAUUCUGAACUUUUAUCCCGGGAAAGCUAUCUCUUCUUCAAGUUAUUCAAUCAAAUGAAGACAGGAUCACAAGAGGAACCUCUAACCAUUCAAAUUGAAGCAUCUGAGGAGCAUGCCUUAGUCGCGCUUCUGGAGUUCAUAUAUUUUUCCAGCAUGCCACCACCUUCUUACGAAGAAAUUGUCGAUCUGCUGAUGACCUCAGACGAGUUCCAGGUUCUUUCAUGUGCUAUCCAAUGCACAUACCAGCUAGUGUACAAGCUGAACUCACCAUUCUCUUGCUUCGAGCUUUGUCAUAAGGUGCAAUGGGUCAAUGUGAGAGAGUUUCUAGCUGCGGAAGCAAUGACUUACGUUACUCAAACUGACAGUGAUAUAAUGAGCAUUAAGAACGAACUUCUUCGGCAACCAUUUUCUCGAAUUAAGGCACUCUUCUGCAUGGACUAUCUUAAGGUUGAAUCAGAAGAUGUUGUGUAUGAUUUUGUACUGUGUUGGGCUCAGACACUGUGA